Molecule: messenger RNA, 357 nt
Organism: Diaporthe citri
Lineage: Eukaryota; Fungi; Ascomycota; Sordariomycetes; Diaporthales; Diaporthaceae
Exons: 4
Coding region: 1-357 (118 amino acids)
Source: RefSeq, a predicted model, not a curated record
AUGAACAGAUACUGGAUCCCCCACAAGGAUAUUCACAAAAAGGUCAUCACCCAGGAGCUUCAGUACUACUUGGGACCUGAAGCAACAGUUCGGCCGUUCACGCGAGACGGCGAAGAUGGGUUCCUGAUCCAAACGCCAGGACCCUGCCUGUCAGAUGAGCAAAUCGACGACAUUUGCAUAAAAUCGAUAGAGAUGUGGGAGAGGCAAGCCGCAAGCAGAGCCUCAACCGGCUCUGAAGGCAAGAAGCUCAAGCGGCCACUGCACCAACCAGUGGUGAUCUCGAAGGGCAGCUCGAGCCGUCGAAGGCACGAGGACUCGCGGAGAGACUCCAAUCGAGAUUGUGAUGUCCGCCGAUGA